AUGGCGCGCGUGCUCUCCUCCCGGGCAGCAGCGGUCCUAGCGCGCCGCCUCGGGGCCCAGCCCCAGCCCGGCGUGGUUCUGAGCCGCCGGCACAACCACACUCGCCGGCCUGCGGCGGGGGUUCUUGAAGAGGACGCCGCGGGGCCCUCUGCACCUGCGGCGGACGCCUCCGCGCUGUCCCGGCGGUUGGAGGAGGCGAUCGACAGCGCCAUGGCGCGGGCGGCCGAGCCCGACUGGGCGCCCUUCCGGCCCGGGACAUCCUACUUCGUGCCGCCCCGGCCCGCCGGCGUGGCCCAGGGGAUUCUCGCGCUUAUUGGCCACGGUGGUGGGCACAUCGGCUCCUCGGCAUCGCCGAGGCGGGGGCUCUCCACCGACGAGGCCCGCGCCGUCGUCGCCGACUCCCGCGGGUACCCAUGCUCGACCUACUUCAUCAAAGGUCACUUUCGAUAUGAAGUGGAGAGCCCAAAUACGGAUGCCAAUCAAGCUCAAGAGGAAUGA
Messenger RNA from Miscanthus lutarioriparius, 498 nucleotides. The record is from the annotation of a GenBank genome assembly. NCBI's taxonomy places the organism in Eukaryota, Viridiplantae, Streptophyta, Magnoliopsida, Poales, Poaceae.